CGUAUCCGCAACAAAACCUCCCGUCUGUCUUUGUUCGGCCGGCCGGGACAUCCCAUAUUUAUAGAAAGUUCAAAUCCCUCGCUUUGCAGAAACUGAACUGAUCGGCAAGCUCUUUCCUUGUGCAUUCGAAACAAGCGAACCUUUAGAUCACCAAGCAAUCCUUCAGUGAACCACCAUGAUCGCUAAGCAGCUCCUCGCCGUUCUCCUCUCCAUUGGCGUCUCCGCCAGUCCCUUGGCCUUGCGAGACGCCUCCACCGUUCUCGCCGAUUUGAGCAGCAUCUCAGACCAUCUGUCAACGCUCAGCACGACAGUCGCGAACUUCGACGGCACUUUAACCGGUGCCGUGAGCGUCCAGCAGGAUGAAAUGACUCUGUCGGAUGCGCUCAACAAGACCGUCAUUGAUCUGACUGCCUCCCCUGUGUUCGGGGCCGCCGAGAGCACGAGCGUGACCAAGGCAGUGACAGGCCUCGAGACGAGCAUCGUCACGGUCCUCGACAAGAUCAUCGGCAAGAAAUCCUCGUUCGCAUCUGCGGGCGUGACCAGCGUCGUCUUGUCGGAUCUUCAAGCCCUCCAGGGUUUGACUGAUGAUCUCUCGACGCAGCUGCAGCGGAAGGUCACGGCAGGAGAUGCGUCCACCAUUGCCUCGGAAGCUGCUCAGCUGGAUGCGGUUUAUGCAGUUGCCAUCUCUGCAUUUUCCUGAACUAAUUGGCCAGAUCGGUCUGGGUUCAUUCGGAGAGGAACGAGAAUCAGUUCAGGGGGUGAAAUGGGGCUGAGUUAGACUUCGCGUAGAUAGAAACAACAAUUUCAAGC
Messenger RNA from Aspergillus novofumigatus IBT 16806, 810 nucleotides. RefSeq names its product cell wall mannoprotein 1 family protein. The transcript has 2 exons. The record is from RefSeq and is a predicted model, not a curated record. Gene Ontology annotation, cellular component: extracellular region. Lineage: Eukaryota; Fungi; Ascomycota; Eurotiomycetes; Eurotiales; Aspergillaceae. Bases 176 to 700 code for a protein of 174 amino acids.